This is a messenger RNA of Lytechinus pictus (painted urchin), 9013 nucleotides long. RefSeq names its product rab3 GTPase-activating protein non-catalytic subunit-like. NCBI's taxonomy places the organism in Eukaryota, Metazoa, Echinodermata, Echinoidea, Temnopleuroida, Toxopneustidae. The record is from RefSeq and is a predicted model, not a curated record. Gene Ontology annotation, biological process: regulation of GTPase activity. The transcript has 30 exons. Bases 123 to 4727 code for a protein of 1534 amino acids.
ACUGUCCGGUGAUCUUGAUUUUAAUACUGUGACACCAGAUCGCGAGCUUGUUUUAUUAGGGUUUGACAAGUUUGCUUGUUUUGGAUUUUGUGAGGCCAAGUGCCAUACUGUAGUAGCUGAAUAUGUCGUGUGUUUUGACAAAUGUUGGAUGUUUCUAUGAUAUUACUGCUGUUCAGAGAUACUUGUUCCCAAAUUGGAAGAAGGGUGAAGGAGGAAAUGAGACAGGAACCGAUGGAUGGGAGGAUGCAGAUUGGUCGUGGUCAGGAGAAGAAAGUAACAGUGUGAGUCUAAAUGUCAAAACUACAGUAAAUGCUGUUGCUUUUCAGAAAGAAGGAAGUGAGGUGGAAGCAGGUCCUCCAGAUCAAGAUGCAUGGAUGCAGGAAUGCUCUAUAGCUCUAUCACCUACCAGCGAGCUCAUGGUCAUUGCCUUUGAACAGAAAGCUGUCUUCUUGCAACAAAAGUGGGAUCCAGAGGCGAAGGAUGGCGUUGAGAGUAAAUAUCACAUUGUUUUCAAAGGAAUGUUGAAUCAGGAAGAAGGGGAGUGCAUCACGUGUGCAGUAUGUGUCCCUCUUGCCUCACAGAAGAGAUCGUCCCAUGGUGCUCCGGACUGGACGUGUGUAGUUCUAGGCUUCACCUCGGGCUAUGUUAGAAUGUACACAGAGACUGGUUCCCUGCUCCUUUCUCAACUCCUCCAUGAAGACCCUGUCCUGAAACUGAAAGGUAGAACGUAUGAGAUGCCACGCCAUGCCGGAGUAGCUGAGCAGCAAGAAGAGCUUACCAUUCUCUAUCCUACAGCAUUGGUGACAGUGGAUGGCUUCAGUCUGUUCCAGUCUCUUAGAGCAUGUCGGAAUCAGCUGGCUAAAGCUGCUGCCAGUGGAAGUGACAACAUACAACCACCACCACUUGUCUACAAGAAAUGGGGCUUACAGCAACAAGAUGCCAUAGUGGACCACAUUAGCACAGGUGUUGUGACCAGUUGUUCCUUUGACCAGCUCCACGCAGCCUCAACCCUAGGUGGCUAUGCUGCAUCCAUUAAGACCUCUCCCCCGGUCUGUCACAAGUAUAUCACAACAGGUGCCGGACCUUUCCUAGGAUUCUUCUUUGCUCUAGAGGGAAGUGCUCAACCUCUUUUCUCUGAUGUGGCAUUAGCUGUUGCUAGCAAGCUCAAGUCAGCCAUAUUCUCUGCUGCAAGUGGUUGGUUUGGAUUUGGUGGAAACAAGCAGAAUACAGACACGCAAGCCCCUAGCAAGACGAAACCUAGAAUUGAACCUGCAAUAUCACUUCCAAUAAGAUUUGGAUUACCGGAUGUCCGUCGCCAUGGUGAUAGCAUUGUAUUAGCUCCUGGUAUGAGGUUAGCAGUUAGCACUGAUAGCUUUGGCAGGGUGUCUCUGAUUGAUGUCAGCCGAGGAGUAGCAGUACGCAUGUGGAAAGGAUACCGCGAUGCGCAGUGCGGUUGGAUCCAGGUCGUAGAGGAUAUCCACAGAGAGCGUUCCUCAGACCAUGGCAGUAAGAAGCCCAGGGUCAGUGCAGGCAGCAAGCAUGGACCCAGAGUGGCUCUCUUCCUGGUGAUCUACGCACCCAGGAGAGGCAUCAUAGAGGUAUGGAACACGCAGCAGGGUCCACGCGUAGCGGCUUUCAAUGUUCCAAAGUCAUGCAGACUCCUAUACCCAGGAUACGGAGUGAUGGGUCUGAACAGCCUGUCCGUUCAAGAUUCCCGGACCAGACCUCACAUGCUACAGUGCUGUCUCCUAGAGCCUAGUGGCCUGGUACGGACCUUCAAUGUUCCGUUCCAUCUUGCUCUGAGUGACAAGAACAGUAAGAGGGCCCAUGAUCUUCACCUCAUCAAGAAGCUAUCGAGUCUCCUACAUCACCGGAGGUCUCUCAAAGAACCUAUUGUGGAACCGAUCAGUAAAAUCCUGCAAGACCUGAAACUGACUGCAUAUAAACAACAGGCCCUUGAUAAAGCCUUGUCAGCGAAGGGCAUGUCCUCAGAAGAACUCUUCCACAUCAUCAGGGUGCUCAUCAACCAGCUCGGCGGCCAGGAUCCCAGCUGCAUGGACUACGAGAGCCGACGUCUCCUGCAGUACUGCGGGUGCCAGGUCAAGCUCAUCGAGGCCUACAUCAAGAUACAAGGCCUGCAGAGGAAAGCUGGGAAGAGGGAACAAGGAGAGGAGAGGACGGAGGGGGAGGAAGUGGAUGGGAGCGAGACAGGAGGAGGGGCAGUAGAGGGGAAAGGAGAAGGUGGUGUUGGCCCAACUCCUAGAAUCACAGCAGAGGAUCUUGCUUCAAAAUUGAAACAAGAUUUGACCUCUUUUGAGUCUCUUCUGGAUGACAUUACUUCCUACCUGUCCUCUUCUGGCCAAGCGAGGGUGCACUUUGAAUCGGACUACAGCAUGGAUCCUGCUACAUUCCUGAGCUGCUUCAGGACCGUGGUGCAAAGAGCGAACAAGGAAGGAAAGGGGGAAGGAACUGUAAAAGAAGAUGAAACGGAGGAGAAGCAGGAAGAGAAUGCAGAGGAAGAAGUUCCAGCAGCUGCUGAGGAAAUCAAGAUGAAAGUCGCCUUCAAGGAGAAUCUGGCAGAAGAGAAACGUUUGACAUUAGGUAUGUACCUGUUCAAGCCAUGUUUAGUAGACAGCUGCUCCUCUCUGGAGCUAUGUGAAGUGAUCAGAGAUGCAGAGAUAGGCUCACAUGACACCAUUAUGCUUCUUCUCCAAGUCUGGCUUCACAAUGAGAAUGAAUUCCUCAAAGACGCCAUCACCACGACGACCAACCUCCACUCCCUGAUGACAGAGGUGUCUUCUCCUACCAUGCCCUUCUCUCCUCGCCCCCUGGGUGGGAUCAACAUACCCCCAAGGGAGAUGGAGAUCAUCCAUGGGCUGCUCUAUGAGACAUGCCAUGUGGGUGGGGCCGAGGUGGCAGGCAUGGUGGUCAGAAGUCUGGUCAGGGAUAUGGAUAGACAGAAAGUGGACCAUUCCAAAGGUUUACAGGACAGUGAUGAGAUGGACGUAGACGGAGAUUAUGUGACCACGCCCAGCUCGGAUUUGUCACCUGAUUGGGUUGAUGUGAGCAUGUGGGAUGUCCUCAUUGAACAGCUCCGAGAUCUUAUGGUGCUUCAGAGACUCCUACAGAUCAAGCUUAACAAGGCGACAUCAAGCCAACUUCAAAGUGACUACUCUCGUGGCUGGUCACCAGAGGGCUCCCUUCCACCAGUUGACGUCACUGUGCCUGAUAUUUCAGUCAAGCAUGUUAUGGAGGGUGGCAAAGGAAUCUUUGCGGAGAUGGUUGCCCGAUGGGUAGCUCACUAUCACAUUCCACCAGGCUUCCUGUCUAAGCAUUCAGUCAGUAGUCAUCUGCUAAACCUUAGCAGAGAGUCCAGCCGUGUUGAAGACAUGGAGGAUGAACAGGAUCAGGAGGGAACGGCAGCAAUAGAAAAAUUACAGGAAAGCCUGCACACGUUGUGUGCUCGCUUCCCGCACAGCUUAGAUCAUGAUGUGGUACAGGCUCAUUGCACGUGGGAGUAUGUGGUACAAUGGAACAAAAAUCCAGAGAUAACUGGAUUCCUGGGAUGUGCACUGCAUCAUUUAAGAUCAAUUAGAAAUCCAGUCCUUCAACAUGGUGUAUCUAGUAUGAUGUGGCAUACUUUCAUGGUCAAGAAAGUUUCUGCAAUGGCAUUCCUCAUGGACAAAGUAGGGAAAGCCCCCAAAGACAGACUGUGUAGAAGGGAUGUUGGCCUGAGUGAGACAGCAAUAGCUAAAUACCUUGGUUUUGCUGCAGAUCUUCUUGACUGUAUAUAUCAGGUUGAGCCGGAAUCCUCACUGACUCCCAUCUUUGAUGUAGAAGACCUGUGGCAGCAUAUUCAAGGCCCCGCCCCCUUGGUAGAGCUUGCUGUCAAUCAAACCCUUCCUAAUCACUCAUUGGUCGAUGUCCACAAGCAGUUGUGCAUCAUCAUGCAUGCUGUCAUGACGUUCAGUAUGAAAUCAGUGAAGGUGUUACAGUUGUUUGAUUACAAAACCAAGAAUGCUUUUUUCAAAGCCCUUGGAACAACUUUCAUGCCCUCAUCUAGCGAGAUUGACUAUGGACUAAUAAAAUUAAGACAACAGUUCUUAUCACGUCUUGUGACUGCAGCCGCCUUAACCCUGCCAGCCAACCACCAAUCAGAACCAGAUACUUCCAGGAGAAGCACCUCUGAUAGGAGAGACAGCACUGUCUCCUCUGAUAGGAGAGGCAGCACUGUCUCCUCUGAUGAGGGGGGUAGUAUCGCCCCCCUAGAGAACCCCAAGAAGCUCCCUAAGACUCAUCUGGCCUAUAUAUGGUCUAAUGUAGCCCAGCAGCUAGCGUUGGCGUUGCGGGUCGACAAUGAUUAUGUGAAAAGGCAGUUUGUGUGUGAGCUGUAUAAUAGUGGUUAUGAUGCUGUAGCCCAGGAGCUGGUCGUGACUGUAGCAGAGCAAACAGAGAUGGCAGUACAACUAAUCCACAUCGUAGGUCAAAGGUUAGCUCAGGAACUGAUUAUAGGAGCCGACUCGGUGACUGUAGAAAGGCAAUCGAGACUACCACCAUCUCUAAUCACAUGGCUCAAAUCUUUGUCUGGAGAGAGUCUGCGAUGUCCCCACCCGCCUAUCUCUGACACUGCCCACCUUGCUGGCCAAGCGGUAGGUCUACUGCCUGAUACACACAACCAGUUUGCACUAGCAUUACAACUCAUUGAAGCUGUUGGGUCAUUGACUUGAAUAGAGCUUAGUGAGGACAUCCAAUAUUCACACAACCAGUAGGGUCAUUGACUUUAAUAGAGCGUAGUGAGGACAUCUGAGCCACAUACAACCAGUAUGCACUAGCAUUACAACUCAUUGAAGCUGUUGGGUCAUUGACUUAAAUAGAGCUUAGUGAGGACAUCCAAUAUUCACACAACAAGUAGGGUCAUUGACUUUAAUAGAGCGUAGUGAGGACAUCUGAGCCACACACAACCAGUUUGCACUAGCAUUACAACUCAUUGAAGCUGUUGGGUCAUUGACUUAAAUAGAGCUUAGUGAGGACAUCCAAUAUUCACACAACCAGUAGGGUCAUUGACUUUAAUAGAGCGUAGUGAGGACAUCCGAGCCACAUACAACCAGUAUGCACUAGCAUUACAACUCAUUGAAGCUGUUGGGUCAUUGACUUAAAUAGAGCUUAGUGAGGACAUCCAAUAUUCACACAACCAGUAGGGUCAUUGACUUUAAUAGAGCAUAGUGAGGACAUCUGAGACACAUACAACCAGUAUGUACUAGUAUUACAACUCAUUGAAGCUAGAGGCUCAUUGACUUGAACAGAGCUUAGCGAGGACAUCAGAGAUACACACAGCCAGUAAGAUCAUUGACUUAUUGAGGACAUCCAAUAUCCACACAGCCAGUAGGAUCAUCGACUUGAACAGAGCCUAGCGAGGACAUCAGAGAUACACACAACCAGUAAGAUCAUUGACUUAAUGAGGACAUCCAAUAUUCACACAGCCAGUAGGAUAAUCGACUUGAACAGAGCUUCGUGAGGACAUCCAAGAUACACACAGCCAGUAUGCACUAUCAUUACAACUCAUUGAAGCUGUAGGAUUAUUAACUAAAAAGAUGCUUAGUGAGGACAUCUGAGACACAACCAAUAGGAUUGACUGUAUAUUUAUCUUGCUUAAUCAGUUUAGAAAUAUAAUGGAAUCAUAUCAUCUUCAUAAUAUCUGCUGUGUGUUUUGGAAAGAAAUAAAAACUGUGCAAUAUUAUAAAUGUAGCUUUUCAUUCAUUUUCUAGUUUAAGCUAUAGAUGGAGUCAGGGCCUCUUUCUCAAAUUUAAGUGAAACACAAUGGGAUGCAUGACUUGAUAUAUGCCCUAUUUUAAUUAGCUGAAAAUCAACUAGAUUGUGAUUUCCCUGCUAAGAGGGUUACCAUCAUGCUUUCAUAUGCUACAGGGCUCAAAAUAGGCAUGUGAUAAUUCAUUCAUUUGACAGUCUAAAAUUUAUCAUGUAGAAAUACAAUAUUUUUUUUUUCAUAGUAUAUAUAGCAAGAUGUAGCACCAGAAAUAGUGUUUCGCCUUUAAAACGUUGAUUUUAGAGAGAUGUGCUGAAAAAUAAACUGGAAAUUUGACUAUAUUGAGAGGUCUAAAUAUUCAUUACCAAUGUCAAUCUCAUAGAUCUUUUCUCCCUCAUAUAAAUGUUGUGAACCGUACAUAUGGAGUUGUAACAUAUUAUUAAUGAUGACUAAUAACAGUAUAUUUCAUUUCUGUAACUUUUUAUGGUAUAUGUUUCCGAGCACUUAUCAGAUAUUUGGUGCAGAAAGCUGGAUAUUAAAACAGAGUGACAUGAAAAAGAUAAGUCUUUCGAGCUGUUGGUCUGGCGAAGAAUUCUCGUGUACUGACAGCACAGAAACGUUGUUAGCACUAAAAUUCGUUAACAGAGGCUCUGUUUAAUGUUACAACAAUGCAUUACUUACACAUUUUGAUAAAUGUUAUGACUCUACAAGCCGAGAGAUGUGACUGGGCUUACUGUUAACACUCUGUUAGGCUAACAACGUUUCUGUGUGGCCGGCACAGGUCAGUUGCAGAGAAAGGAUAAACAAAUGCAUAGAUUUGGGAGAAAGAGUCACUGGAGGUGAAGGCCUGCUAAUGCAGCAGUAAUAGAGAAAAUUCUCCAAAAAUACAGUCAUUGGAAAAGACGAACAGCAUGGUCCAAAUGAUGGUGGAAGGACAGGUAGACGGGAAGACUAAGCCAGGCAGGAGGAUAGAUAAUACGAGGAAUUGGACAGUGGGUGGAAUGGUUAUGGCAAGAGAAAAUGCAUACAUGAGAAUGCUGAUGGUUCUUUGAGGACUAUGGCAAUGCAGUAGUAGUAGUUACAGAAAUUUACAGUGUAACAGAAUGUAGAGAAUUACAUUAUAUUCUUUCUUGGUCGCAUCAUAUAUUUAUUUUAUUGGCAGAGUAAAUUAUCUAUUGGUGUAGGAUACAAGUGUAAGUUGAUAAAAUAUUUAUUGUUUUUGAAGUAUUUGCAAAAGAAUUAAAUUCCGGAAUGAUUCUUAUUAAAAGUAAUAAUUAUUAGCUUAUGACUUAUGUUUACCUUGCCUUAGUAAGCUUUGUGCUUCCAUUAAGUUUGAUAUAUGGUAUUUGCAAUUUUGUAUUUUACACAAUGUAUUUGCUUUGUUUUACUUAAUUUCAAACUGUUUUUUUGUGCACUUGAUGAUUCUCAAUUUUGUUUUAAAUCGGAUCAUCAAUGGCAUGUGAAUUCAUCAGAAAAUUGAUUUCAGUAUACAUUUGGAUCUCCUUUAUCAUAGAAAGAGUGAGAGAGAAGAUUGAGAUAUUGUUAUUUCCUAAAAAAAAAAGAAGUAAAUAGUAAAUUUUGUAUGUAACUUCUGAAGGUUUCCAUGGUUUCAUGGUACACCAUGUAUCUUCAAGGGCAAUUUUUGGUCCUGAAAAGGACAACCCAAACCUGGCGUUUCGACAAGUGUGUUCUUGUCAAGUUCAGGAGGAAUUUUGUGUGAUUUGGCAGUAGCAGCCAGAAUUGCCGAAGGUUUUAAAUGUUUAGUUCCCACCAAGAAAAUAUCAGUGAUCAUCCUACAUCAAACCAGAACAAAUUGGAAAAGAGUACAGCAUCGAGCUGCAAAAAAAAAAAAAGGAUCUACUAUGAAGAACUAUAGCAAGGAUUGUAGUAUUGCAAAGAUGCUGCAUGAUUUAAAAUGAGAAACAUUGAAAGCUUGUAGGAGAAAGGCCACAUUGACAAACUUGUAACAUACAAUAUCAAUCUCCAGUCCAAGAUCCCAAAUGAAAAUGAAAAACAUGAAAAUCCAUAUUUUCAUUGUUCGAAAUGAAGUCUGAAAUAGAAACGCUUCAAAAGUUCUUUGCCCAGUUGAUUGUUGGCAUGGCAGCCAUUGUGCAGCGCCAGAUCGACAUAGCGCUAUCCCUUGAAUCGUUGAUCACCAAAGCUGACUUAAAGACGACAGAAAUUUCACCCAGUGUUAACUCGCGCAAUGCAAAAUUGGACCUUUUGGACCUUGAUCAUAUCGUCGCUAAAGCACACUUCAAAAUUUGGCCGAGUCUUGCUUGGCCCCAACCAAACGUAUGCGAUUACCAGGUGUUUGUACAUCAUGGACAGAUACAGAUACAUCACAUUUUUUUUUAAUGAAUUGUAUGCUGGAUAUUAUCUAACUGAAAUUAUGAUAAAAAUAAAAACUUUCUUUAUGAUUAAAGCACAUGACCAUUUGUAUCUGUAAUAGGAAAUGACAUUAGAAAGCAGCGAUGGAAGUGACAUUUGAAAAAAUCAGAUUCCCUUUGAUACAUAGUAGGCGUUUCAUAAAUUUGUCGUAAAUCUAGACUACGAACGACUGGAACAUGUUCUUAGGUGCUAAGUCAGCUCCAUAUGGAUGUAUCCUUUAGCACAAGAAAUGGUCACCAGUCAUUUGUAACUUGUUGAUCUGACUAAGGCAUUUAAGCGAAACUCUAAGUCAUACUUCAAAAUAUAAAAAAAAGGUUUAUCUUGAAAGCUUGCCAAGCGAUUUUUAAAUAGAGCAACAAAUGUUGUGUGUUGACGAGGCUUCAAGUACUGUACAUCACUCAUUACCAAUUUAUAGAAUGUGACCAUUUAUUAGUUUUUUGGAGGGGGGAUUCACCAUUUUAUGGAAUGCAAACAUUGAUUUAUUAUUUUUUUGAGGGGUGAUGAGACAAUCUUGUCUGCUCAAUCCCAGUGACAUUAUUCACCACUUUUUCUUUAUGAUUUUCCUACGAUUUAAAAAGAAAAAUGUGUAUUAACUUCUGAAACCAAUGUAAUGAAUUUUGAAUCUCUUAUAAUAGUGUGUAGAGCAGAUUUAUCCUUGACAUGGUAAGCUUUAAUUAUAAUCAGAUAAUUUCUUGUUUAUUACAUUUCCUUCGGCAGCUAUUGUGAAGUUUUGCUCAUAUUUAUUGUCAAUGUUGUAAGUAAAAUGUUUAUGAACAAUUAAUCUUGUUUUUAGUUGACUGCUUAUAAUGUAAUGUCUAAUAUCAUGUACAUUCUGAUACCAUUAAAAUGCGCAAGAUGAUA